AAGAACUCAAAAUCCCAGAAACAACCACCAGAGAAAAUUUGCUUUUGCGCGGAAACGCAAGUCAAGGGAUACAACCAAUGUCCUCACCUGGAGCAGAGGAUGACGAUGAGGUGGAGUUUGUGUCAGAGGCUCCCCUCAGACCUGUACUGGAAUGUAUAGAUUUGCUGAGCGAAGGGGAAGAUGAUGAAAGUUCACCCAUGGCAGAGACAGUGAGUGUCAAAUUGACCGGACAGAGGGCUCAGGUCACAUCCACUUUGGACAGACUGGCACGGCAAGUGGCGUCGGCCAAAAAGGAAAGGGCAGAGAAGUGUAGAGCCUUCAAGGAGAAGCAAAUGUCCCAGAAGGCUCAUGGGAAGCAGGAGUUGGCAAUUAAUGCCACUGGACACACUAAUGAUGCCAAGCGCUGUGUGGACAUGUGGUUAAAGAUGCCAGUUGUCCGCUCUCAGGUGUCACGAGUGGAAGCAAGCUGGCGGAGCCAAAUCAGUCUUCCCUCCCAGGAGUAAAUCAAGCCACACAUACCCUGUCCAGUCAUCAACUGUGGUCGGGUUUACGACAAUGUCCCACUGCUGGAAGGUCAUUUGAAAAGGUUCGACCACUCUCCUUGUGAUCCGACCAUCCACUUGAGAGGAAGUCCGGCUGAGCUCCAGGCCUGUGUAGCGUGUGGUCUGCAUUUUGAAACCAAAGAGGCUUGGAAGGUGCAUCAGAGGUCAAAGCUGUCCUCCAGUGAUCGAGGCCAUAACUCCAGUCGGACCUGCCAGUCGAUCGUGUGCUUCGCCUGUCCUUCUUGUUAUCUUCUCUUCUACAUCAGGGAUGAGUGUCUCCAGCACAUGUCAGCCAAAAACCACUGCUCUCAAGCCAUCGUCAUGAGUGAAACUAAAGGGACAGCUAUGCCAGUUCCCAUUCCACGAUAUGCAAAGAAUCGUCUCAUUGCUAUGUGUAAGGAGGUCUCCUUCAGCGUCAGAUGUACACAUUGCCGAAAGGCAAUUCAUUCACACAUGGAAGCACAGGCCCACUUCAAUGUCCAGUGCAGACAGGGCGGUGCCCGGGCUGAGGCAGAGAAGACCGUGGUGCAGGUCAUGAAACAGCUGCAGGCCCUGGGCCAGUGCUACGAGUGCGGCCAACUGUUCACCAAACCCGGCCAAGCGGACAGACACAAAGAAUUGAAUCAGCACGACGUCGAGGUCAACGGGACCAUGGAGAGGGCGAUUCUGCACUACUGCAAUUUCUAUGAAAUCCAACACGCCAAGAGGGCUUCGGCUGCGGGGACAUCGGGGCCCCGGCAGUUCAAAGGGCCCGGAGCUGCAUCUCAGAAGGACAAGAACUGGGCCGAUUCCGUUCGAUCCCCGGCCAAGCGCCCGAGACUCUGUGGGGGUGCGAAUGGCAGCGCUGGGCCCACGGGAAGUGGCCUGAAGGUGGCCUGGUUCUGCGAGUGUGGCCAGCGCUUUUCGGAGGAGGCCCUGGCCACCAAGCACCUCUUAGCUGCCAAUCAGAUCUUCCAUCAGUGCGGCGUGUGCGGAAAGCAUAUGGGCGAGUCGUCCAUCACUCGCCUGCACAUGAGCCGCUUUCAUGGCGGCGCCCACCUCUCCAACUUCCUGUUCCACUGCCGACUGUGCAAGGUGGACAUGCCGCGCCACGAGGACAUCCUGUCGCACGUGGCAGAAUCCCACCGCGGACACACCUACUUCAGUGAGAGGGAGGUGCCAGUCGAGGAGCCUGCUCCGAUUCCCGACGCCCAACCCUCCACCAGCGGAGGGCCCCGUGCGCCCACCGAGUCCCGGAAGAGAAGCGCGCCUUUCCCGCCGCCGCCGCCCGAGCAAGACGAGCGGUGGAUGUGCCGGAUGUGCGAGGACGUCUUCCCCACCGAGAGGGCCGCGCACAAGCACUGCCGAGACGUGCGCAACCACAGUUUCCAGAGGUUUGUCUGCGGCCACUGCCCGCAGAAGUUCUUCAAGGAGGCCACGCUGCGCAGGCACUGCGUGAACGAGCACCAGGGUCAGGUGGUGACGCGCUACUUCUGCGGCCUCUGCGACAGCAUGGAGUACGACACCGAGGAGGAGUUCCAGCAGCACUACAGUGGCCUGCACAGCAAGGACUACUACCGCAUGGACGAGCCUGAGGAGAGGCCCCUGGGGAGGCCCGCGGAGGCCCCCAGCCCCAGCCAGCUGACACUUACCAAAGAAAGCAGUGAAUGUCCGUGCAUGUCGUCCGACAAGGACAAGGUGGAACGGAAGGCCACCUUUACGCGGUGCGUGAAGCGUCUGUCCCGGGAGGGCCGGUGCCGCUUUGUGUGUCCACCGUGUGGCGUCCGCGUGUCGUCCUUCGCCCAGGUCAUGACUCACGUCCACACCCGGCAUGACGCCUUGGGGCUGGGGAAGAGCUUUGACGUGGUGUGCGGAGCCUGUCAGGAGAGCCAUAAAGACGUGCCCAGUUUCCAUAACCACUACCACUCCCGGCACUGCCCUCUGGAUCCCUGCUGCAGUUCCAGGGGUGGAGGUGGUACAGACGCUGAUUCAUCCUCUGCUGUGAAGAUGAAGCCCCAAGGAAAUGAUGAAUCUGAGGAGGACAUCAAGCGUGCCUUAGCUUUAAGUGUGAAAGAAGCAAGGGAGCCAGAUGAAAUUGAUAUUGAGAUGGAAGAAGCUCUCAAAAGAAGCCUUCUUGAAUAUUGAUCAACCAGUAAACUUCAAACGUGUUUGGUUUAUGGGAUUUAUUUUUGUUUCACUUAACAUCAGCCACUUUCAAAAUUGCAUCACUUAACUUGAGAACACAGGACCUACAAGACCUAUGUAAGUUCAACACUGUUUAGUGUAAUGACAAAAUUAUAAAUACAGAAUGUAUUACAAAAUUAUAGUUACAGGUUCUCAGUGAAAGCAGUAAUGUUUUAAAGGUAAAGAUUAUGGCACACCAUGUUUGCAUCUUUAUCUAAGGUUUAAUUAAAUAAAGAUGUUAAGUAUU
Esox lucius (northern pike) is the source of this 2952-nucleotide messenger RNA. RefSeq names its product zinc finger protein 451 (gene znf451). NCBI's taxonomy places the organism in Eukaryota, Metazoa, Chordata, Actinopteri, Esociformes, Esocidae. Gene Ontology annotation, cellular component: nucleus. The record is from RefSeq and is a predicted model, not a curated record. Gene Ontology annotation, biological process: regulation of transcription by RNA polymerase II. Gene Ontology annotation, molecular function: sequence-specific DNA binding; DNA-binding transcription factor activity, RNA polymerase II-specific.